This is a messenger RNA of Anopheles marshallii, 348 nucleotides long. RefSeq names its product ER membrane protein complex subunit 6 (gene EMC6). The transcript is spliced from 2 exons. Gene Ontology annotation, biological process: protein folding in endoplasmic reticulum; autophagosome assembly. The record is from RefSeq and is a predicted model, not a curated record. NCBI's taxonomy places the organism in Eukaryota, Metazoa, Arthropoda, Insecta, Diptera, Culicidae. Gene Ontology annotation, cellular component: membrane; endoplasmic reticulum; EMC complex. The coding region runs from base 1 to 348 and encodes 115 amino acids.
AUGUCGACGACACGCGUUAAAACGAGAGAAACCAAAACGGGAGAAAUUAUUGCGUACAGUGAUACUGCCAUACGAAACAAUGCAUCCGCAGUGGAAUAUUGCCGAACUUCCAUGGCAGCAUUAUCGGGAAGUACUGCAGGUGUUUUGGGACUAACCGGUGUGCUAGGAUUUCUCUUCUACGUGCUGGCCGUUCUUGGCCUGUGGCAGAUGCUGCUAUUGAAAUCGGGAUCCAAUUGGCAGAAGUAUUUCAUCAGCAGGAAAAGCCUUCUUACGCAUGGGUUCCUAAGCGGUCUGUGCACCUACGUACUGUUCUGGACGUUCUUGUACGGUAUGGUGCACGUGUACUGA